Messenger RNA from Carassius gibelio (silver crucian carp), 1323 nucleotides. It is a transcript of the gene churc1, whose product is annotated as churchill domain containing 1. Gene Ontology annotation, molecular function: zinc ion binding. The coding region runs from base 115 to 447 and encodes 110 amino acids. Gene Ontology annotation, biological process: fibroblast growth factor receptor signaling pathway; positive regulation of DNA-templated transcription; multicellular organism development. Lineage: Eukaryota; Metazoa; Chordata; Actinopteri; Cypriniformes; Cyprinidae. The transcript has 3 exons. The record is from RefSeq and is a predicted model, not a curated record.
CACCGAUGGAGGCACUACAGCUAAUACAGAUAAUUCACCGAAGAAGAAGAAGAACACGGAAGCGUCUCAAUCUGCACCACUGUAUAUAUAUUAGUUUUAUUUUUCUCACACGAAAUGUGUACUGGUUGUGUGCAGAAACAGUAUCCUGACAGGGGUCAUACCUGUCUGGAGAAUGGUUCAUAUCUUAUGAACUUCCUCGGCUGUGCUAACUGUCACCAGCGUGACUUUGUGCUGAUCAGCGACAGGACGAUGGUGAAUGAAGAUGAGGAGGAGAUUGUCACUUACCUGCGAAUACACAAUGUUGUGCAUGUUGUGUGGAAAAGCAGAGGAUUCCAUCAGUGUGCUGCCGGACGAUCCCAGACAAACAGCGCCUCUGUUCUAGAGUAUUUGACCAGACACAGAGACAAGGAAUUUACUUCUUUUUUUAAAGAGUAUGGUUAUGAAUGAUGGUGGGAGCCAUAACACAUGCAACAUUUAUAUAUGCUUAGCACUGGAGAACGACAUGCUGUCACGUUUAAUCCAGAAGAAUACACCGCAGAAUUCAUUGUGCUCUUUGUUUCUACUGCUUCAGGGGGGGCUCUAAGGUUCACAGCACACUGAGCACAGCUCUGACUCAUAAAGAUACAUGCAUUUGAGUCAUUCAGAAAUAUUAAACCUAAUUAGGAAUCGCUUGUGUUUAUCUGAUGAUCAUCUUAUGUUUGAUUCACUCAGUGUAUGGAACCCCGUUUCUACCAAACAGAAAAAAUAAAUAAAAACAAUUACAAAUUUUUAUCUCUCAGUUCAGACUUUUUAUUACAAUUUUGAGAAAAUAAAAGUCAGAACUGUGAGAUGUAAACCCUAAUUUCAAGAGUUAUAUGUUAUAUGUUAUAAAAAAGAUGGUUAUUCUGACUUUUUAUGUCACAAUUCUGAUGUUUUUUCCAAAUUGUAAGAUAAAAACUUGCAGUUACCUUGUCUAUUUCAUUCCGUGGCAGAAACAAGCUUCCAUAAAAGUGUUAUUUUUUAUCCCAUGUUAAAAUGCUGUAUGCACAAUGCUCUGUUGCCAAUUCUGAGUCUGCAGUAGAAAUGUCUGUUUGACUAAGGUUAGGUUUGAGUGGAUUAUCAGUUUGUUAACCACAGACAGGAUUUUGGUUUCUAUGCAGCGCUUAGAUAUACAUAAGUCAAGAUUGGAUUAGACAGAUAAAAUAUGUUUAAAAUGGUACUCAUGGAAAUAAACCGAUUCCUGCUUGUUACUACUGAUACUUUCAUUUAAAGUAAAUAUGUCUUACGGUAUUUCCAGUGUGAAAACAAAUUAUUUUGUAUGCUUUGAAUAAAAUAUGAAACGAU